Messenger RNA from Funneliformis mosseae, 222 nucleotides. The record is from the annotation of a GenBank genome assembly. Lineage: Eukaryota; Fungi; Glomeromycota; Glomeromycetes; Glomerales; Glomeraceae.
AUGCUAGAUACUAAUGAUCAAAUGCUAACAGAUUUACAACCUUCAAUGAAAUGGAACGAUUGGAUUAAGGACCUGAAAAAGGUCAUUGAUGAUUCUAGUUAUCACUUAGAUGAAAUUUUCAAAUCAGAUAAUAAAAAAGCACAAGAAGAGAAAGAUAAGAAGAUUCGUCCAUUCAGAAAUGAAAAUUCAAAUCAUAUUAUUCAUGUAUAUAACAAGAAAUAG